Molecule: messenger RNA, 2663 nt
Organism: Eubalaena glacialis (North Atlantic right whale)
Lineage: Eukaryota; Metazoa; Chordata; Mammalia; Artiodactyla; Balaenidae
Gene: PAK1IP1
Product: PAK1 interacting protein 1
Exons: 10
Coding region: 47-1222 (391 amino acids)
Molecular function (GO): protein binding
Source: RefSeq, a predicted model, not a curated record
GGUCUGCGCUGAGCUGGGCUGGCGGAGGAGGCGCGUGCGCUGCUGCAUGGAGCUGGUAGCUGGCUGCUACGAGCAGGUCCUUUUUGGGUUCGCUGUACACUUGGAGCCCAAGGCGAGCGGCGACCAUGAGCAGAAGUGGACUCCUGUGGCCGACUUCACUCACCAUGCCCACACGGCCUCCCUGUCAGCAGUGGCUGUCAGUAGCCGUUUUGUCGUCACUGGGAGCAAAGAUGAAACCAUUCACAUUUAUGACAUGAAAAAGAAGAUAGACCAUGGGGCUCUAGUGCAUCACAACGGCACAAUAACUUGCCUGAAAUUCCACGGCAACAGGCACUUAAUCAGCGGGGCAGAGGACGGCCUCAUUUGUGUCUGGGAUGCAAAGAAAUGGGAGUGCCUGAAGUCGAUUAAAGCUCACAAAGGACAUGUGACCUUCCUUUCCAUUCACCCGUCUGGCAAGUUGGCCCUGUCUGUGGGUACAGAUAAGACAUUAAGAACAUGGAAUCUUGUGGAAGGAAGAUCGGCAUUCAUAAAAAACAUAAAACAAAAUGCUCACAUAGUGGAAUGGUCCCCAAGAGGAGAGAAAUACGUAGUUGUCAUACUGAACAAAAUAGAUGUCUAUCAGCUUGACACUGCAUCUGUCAGUGGCACCAUCACAAAUGAAAAGAGAGUAUCUUCUGUUAGGUUUCUUUCAGAAUCUGUCCUUGCAGUGGCUGGAGAUGAAGAGGUUGUAAGAUUUUUUGACUGUGAUUCACUAAUGUGCCUCUCUGAAUUUAAAGCUCAUGAAAACAGGGUAAAAGACAUGUUCAGUUUUGAAACUCCAGAGCAUCAUAUUAUUGUUACAGCAUCGAGUGAUGGUUUCAUCAAAAUGUGGAAGCUCAAAGAGGACAAGGGGGUUUCCCCGUCUUUGCUGUGUGAAGUAAACACUAAUGCCAGGCUGACAUGUCUUGGAGUGUGGCUGGACAGAGUGACAGACACGAAAGAAAGCCUGCUUCCAGCUGUAGAACCACCUCCUGUAAGUAAACAAGAACAGUCCAAAAGGAAUAAAAAGGAAUCUGGCCAUGAAGUCCAGGAGGAAGAAAGGCAGCUAAAACCUGACACGAAGAAAUGCGGUUUAACUGGUGACAGUAAUAAGCCAACAAAAGGAAGCAGCCUGGUGUCAACCAAGAAGAGGAAAACAGUAGAAAUGUUAGGAAAAAAGAAGAGAAAAAAGAAGAAAAUAUGAAUGAUGCAGUGAAUCCCAGAUUUCUCCUAAGAGAAAAACUUUUUCAAAUGUACUUUUUUUUUUUCUGAGUAAAAGCUAGGAAUUUCUUCUUUUGAAGAAAAUGUACAGCUUAAAAAUCACUUUCAGGUUUUUGUUUUUUUAAACAGUGGUAAAACUUUUUGAUAGGCAAUAUUUUAUUAAUUGUAUAUCAUGGCAAUAUAUAGUAUGUUAAUGUGUAAUAUAUAAUUUUUACUGUUGUGUAAAGCAAAGAUCUUUCUCAAAUUAUUACAGCUUAAAAUAAUACAAAAUCUUGAACACAUUUCUUUACUGGAAGUAGAUAAAGGAAUUGUUUUUCAGAUUUUUCUCCUAAGUGAGGGAAGAAUGAAAAACCUGCAUUACUUUGGCUUUUUCACGUGGUCCUCGUAAUUUUAAUGCAGAUUUUGUUCGUUUUGGUAACAAAAGAUACAAAAAGAUUUUCAGACCAGGGAGUAUGUUAAGACAAACUUAAAAAUUAGAUAUAUAAAAUAAAAUAUGUAUGUAUAAAGCAUAUGCUUAAGUUUAGGGCUAUGUACAUAAGAAGGUUAAAGAGAGGCUUCCAAACUUCAUGAAACUCUUCUGUUUCCAAGCAGUGGUUUGUUUACAAGGUAACUUAAGGACAAGAAAAUGACAUUUCCUUUUUUUAUUUUCCCAUCUGUUUCAGGGUAUCCAAAAAACUCACUUAGCUAAUCUUCUGACAAAGGUGGUCUUAAAACUAGCCGUUGAUGAUAAUCUUUUCUUACCUAGAAAAUUAAAGCAUUUUCCUUAAUGGAUUACUGGAUGUUUUGAAGAGACACAGCAGUAGAGGAUUCAUAGGUCUGACUUAGCUGGGAAGAUGUUAAAUCCCUGAGGCCACCAGGGGACUCCUUCCUGAUUAGGCAAAAUGAGCAUCUUAACACUUGGACACUAAAGUGCCGCUCACUUCAUGAGAGGAAAUCAUCAAGGAAACGAACCAAACCAUGUUUCUGACAUUUCCAUCUACCUCUUUGUUGUCUUACUUCAAGCCUGUAAACAAAGAUGAAUAUAGGUUUGGUUAUUUUGUUUUUGAGACUUUUUUAUAGCUGUUUUGGGUUUAUAACAAUAUUGAGAGAAGGGACAGAUUUGCCACUCUGUGUUCUAUUCAUCUCUCCCCAUCUCCACCACUGAUAAUCACUGAGCUUUUUAUCAUCUCUGACGUUCUGCCUUUCCCACAGUAUCAUAUAGUUAGAAUCGUACAGUAUUGUAGCCUUUUCAGAUUGGCUUCUUCCACUUACUAACAUGCAUUUAAGCUUCCUCUGUGUCUUUUCAUGGCUUGAUAGUUCAUUUCUUUUUAGUAAUGAGUAAUACUCCAUUGUCUGGAUGUACCACAGUUUACCAUUCACUACUGGAGGACAUCUUGGUUGCCUCCCAGUUUUGGCAAUUGCAUAUAAAAUUGCUAUAAACCACG